AUGGCGUCUCUAGGGAGCUCUGCGCUCCUUUUUCGGCGCCUUGCACCGCGGCUUUCUAAAGAAUUAUUUACCUGCCGUCAAUGCCUUGUCCGGAGCCAAAACUUUGGCACCAAAAGGACUCUCCGCACUCCCUCCGGUCUCUCCAUUCAAAACAGCAGCAGGAUCAAUGCGACGUCCCUGAAGAGCCAAGCAAGGAAGGCCUUCGCACGAUGCGCCUCCGACUCCGCCGCUGUCAACGGUACAAAGUCAGAAGCGUCGAAAUCAAGUUUCCCCGAUGUGAGCAACAAGAGUGUUGCAUACUGGUUACUAGCCAGCGCGGCUAGUGUUUUCGGUAUCGUUGUCUUUGGAGGCCUUACAAGGCUAACAGAGUCUGGUUUGAGUAUCACCGAAUGGCGCCCUGUCACCGGAUCCCUUCCUCCCAUGAACGCCGCAGACUGGGAAUCCGAGUUCUCAAAAUACCGUGCUUCUCCCGAGUUCCAGCUUUUGAACCCUACAAUGACGCUCUCCGAAUUCAAGUCUAUCUACUACAUGGAAUGGAUCCACCGCCUCUGGGGUCGAUUUGUCGGACUCUCCUUCGUUCUCCCGGCUGUCUACUUUGUUGCUAGGAAAAGGGUCAGCAAGCCAAUGGCACUACGAUUAGCUGGUAUUGCAGGCUUGAUUGGAUUCCAGGGAUUUAUCGGUUGGUGGAUGGUCAAGUCCGGAUUGAAGGACGACCUUUUCGCUCCCGGCAGUCACCCCCGUGUCAGUCAGUACCGCUUGACAGCGCAUCUGGGUGCCGCCUUCGUCUGCUACACUGCAAUGCUUUGGAAUGGUCUUGCUAUUCUGCGGUCCCAUCGUCUUCUUUCUGACACUGAUGCUGGAAUUAAACUAUUGGACACACUCAAGGAUCCCAAGCUUAAGCUUUUCCGCCGAUCUGUUGCCGGUUUGGCCGCUCUUGUUUUCGUGACUGCCAUGUCCGGUGCUCUUGUCGCCGGUCUCGACGCCGGACUUAUUUACAAUGAAUUCCCCUGGAUGGGUAACGGACUUACACCUCCCAGGUCGGAGCUGUUUGAUGACAGAUAUUCUCGCCACGAGGACCGCUCAGACAGGUGGUGGAGGAACAUGCUCGAGAACCCUUCCCUUGUCCAAUUGGACCACCGUAUCCUGGCUAUGACAACAUUCACGUCCAUAAUGGCUCUCUGGGGCUACACGCGCAUGUCGCCUAACAUGAAGCGUUUCCUGCCACCCGCUGCGAAGAAGGGCGUUCACGGUGUCGUCGCCUUCGCUUGUGUGCAGGUCGGACUCGGUCUGACAACCCUACUGUACCUUGUUCCCACUCCCUUGGCUUCAGCUCACCAGGCUGGAAGCUUGUUCCUUCUUACUUGGGUUCUCGUGCUUGGUAGCCGUGUAUGGCACCCUUCACGAACCGCGAAGUUGCUGCAGAUGGCAGCAAAGGCGCGCGGCCACUCGUUGUCAAAUGCCGCGCGUCAGGCCGCUCCUAGGCUAUGA
Molecule: messenger RNA, 1488 nt
Organism: Aspergillus mulundensis
Lineage: Eukaryota; Fungi; Ascomycota; Eurotiomycetes; Eurotiales; Aspergillaceae
Gene: cox15
Product: cytochrome c oxidase assembly protein cox15
Exons: 2
Coding region: 1-1488 (495 amino acids)
Biological process (GO): heme A biosynthetic process
Cellular component (GO): mitochondrial inner membrane
Molecular function (GO): oxidoreductase activity, acting on NAD(P)H, heme protein as acceptor
Source: RefSeq, a predicted model, not a curated record